Ilex paraguariensis (yerba mate) is the source of this 1284-nucleotide messenger RNA. NCBI's taxonomy places the organism in Eukaryota, Viridiplantae, Streptophyta, Magnoliopsida, Aquifoliales, Aquifoliaceae. The record is from the annotation of a GenBank genome assembly.
AUGGAACCUCUAUGUGAGUUUUGUGGAGUAGUGAGGGCAGUAGUGUUCUGUAAAUCAGACUCAGCUCGGCUUUGCUUGCGCUGUGAUGGUUGUGUUCACUCUGCUAAUUCCUUGGCGCGGAGGCACCCUCGUUCCCUCAUAUGUGACAAGUGCAAUUCACAGCCUGCCAUUGUCCGAUGCAUGGAUGAUAAAUUGUCUCUGUGUCAUGCAUGUGACUGGAAUGGAAAUGGCUGCUCAGGCCCUGGGCAUCGACGCCAGAAAUUAAGUAGUUAUACUGGAUGUCCUUCUAUUGCUGAGUUCUCAAGAAUUUGGUUUUCAGUUCUUGAUUUGCCCUUUCCGAGCAGUUUUGAUGCAUCUUGGAACCAAAUGAAUGCACCAGCUAUGAAUGAGAAUUCAAUGACUAACUGCUUGGAGCCUAGAGGAAAUGAGGGAUUGGUAGCUAGCAGGUUAAAUGAGUUAGCAACCUGUGUGAAGUUUGAACCUUGGAUCAGCCCAUCUUCUCUCAUUCCACUGAAUCAGAACUUCCUACAAUCGUAUAAUAGAGAUCAACCCCCCUUCUUCCCUGAGGGAUCAAAUCUGCCAAAGCAGGGUGGUUCAAAUUUCGAGGAUCUGGGAGUUCAUGAAGGCGAUGAUCUCUGUGAAGGAGUCGACUUGGAUGAUGUUGCAAACAACCUUGAGAGUGGUUAUGAGGUGUUCGUCAAUUCACAAGGUCACUCUAUAUACGGUUGUGAGGAUGGCAGAUUGGAUUGCUUAGUAUUGGAGAAAAACAUAUCAGUUACUGAAUCCAACAGCCAUAUAGAAACUGCUUUAGAGGCAACAACAUCUGGGCAACAAGAUUGCAUUACCUUUCAAUCCCCACAAGUGGCUGGACCAGCUAAUGUGAUGCAGGCUUUGAGUGGCAGUGGCAAUUGUGUGGUGCUGAAUUCUAGCUGCAACAGGAAUAUCAGCUUGGGUUUUCCCACUGGACAGGUUCCUACAAGUAUGUCACUCUCUCUGUCCAAUAUCACUGGAGAAAGUAGUGCUGCUGAUUAUCAAGACUGUGGAUUAUCGCCAUUUCUGACGGGUGAAUCACCAUGGGAGUCAAAUUUGGAAGCUAGCUGUCCACAGGCAAGGGCCAAAGCUAAGAUGAGAUACAAUGAGAAAAAGAAAACACGAAUGUUUGGCAAACAAAUAAGAUAUGCCUCUCGGAAAGCCAGAGCUGAUACUAGAAAGCGUGUGAAAGGUAGAUUUGUGAAGGCUGGUGAAGCUUAUGACUACGACCCUCUUGUAACCAGGGAUUUCUGA